UUGAUUCCAUGUGCCAUAGACCAGACCUGCUUAGGAAUACAAAUCUUCAGAUUCUACUUCAAGUGCACAAAGUGCUCCGCAGAGAUUACAUAUAAGACAGAUCCAAAAAAUCCCGAUUAUACUGUAGAAUCAGGUGCUACUAGGAAUUUUGAGCCUUGGCGUGGCCAAGAUGAGGAAAUGGAGAAGGAGCAACAAAAAGAAAUGGGUGAUGCAAUGAAGUUAUUAGAAAAUAGAACAUUGGAUUCGAAGAGAGAAAUGGAUAUUAUGGCUGCAUUAGACGAGAUGAAAUCUAUGAAGUCAAGACAUGCAACUGUGAGUGUAGAUGCAAUGCUUGAAGCUUUGCAGCGGGCAGAUGAGGCAAAGGCGAGGAAGCUGGAGGAAAAAGAUGAAGCUCUCAUAAGAUCAGUUUUCCAGGGUUCAAGAGAGAGAAUCAAAAGAAUCCCUGAUGAAGAGCUUGAGGAGGACGAUGAUGAUCUAGCUAUUUUUGCCCUUGAAAGUUUAGGGUCAGAAAACAACUCUCUUAAGAGGAGAAAGGCUUCUGAGGAACCUAAUGAAAAACCCACCAAUUUUUUGACAAAAGCCAGCGUUACUGACAGCUCUAUCAACAAAGAUAAAGCAUCAUCGAGUGAUGGUAAAAUCAUUGUCAAGUCCUCGUCAGUCAAAAUAUCCGUAGAUAAGAAGCCGCCCUCAGACUCCAACAGCAAGAAGACAGUAGAAGGAAACCAGCAAGAGGCAGAAAAGACUGGUGUGACAAGCAAUGGUCUACUAUCGUUAUGUCAACAAUAUGAAAGUGAUGAAGAUGACUGAUUGCUGUCAAUGUCCAUAUAUCCGCAACAAUAUUAAUUGCGGGGUGCUAUUUUCUUCGGGAAUGCUCUUUCUCUGGGCACUUGAAGCUUAAGCUUUGGUUCUCUGCAAAUCGCCAGUUUGUAGGUAUAAUGACUAUUGUCUUCGGUUCACGCACCAAAUCUCUAGUUGCUUUCUUCUGAAUUAUUCUUGUGACAAUCUGAUAGUCUUUUUUACUGCUCGAGAAUUUCUUUAUUCUGAAGGAUUUAUUAAUUUGUAGGUGAUAUUUUUGCAAAACAGAUUUGUAGAGUUUAUAGUUAUUACAGGAAUGAAAUCUCCUCUUCUUUCCCCUCA
Messenger RNA from Nicotiana tabacum (common tobacco), 1137 nucleotides. The record is from RefSeq and is a predicted model, not a curated record. NCBI's taxonomy places the organism in Eukaryota, Viridiplantae, Streptophyta, Magnoliopsida, Solanales, Solanaceae.